Messenger RNA from Camelus dromedarius (Arabian camel), 2696 nucleotides. RefSeq names its product ADP ribosylation factor like GTPase 6 interacting protein 6 (gene ARL6IP6). Bases 573 to 1343 code for a protein of 256 amino acids. The transcript is spliced from 4 exons. The record is from RefSeq and is a predicted model, not a curated record. NCBI's taxonomy places the organism in Eukaryota, Metazoa, Chordata, Mammalia, Artiodactyla, Camelidae.
GUGAGGAGCGGGUUCGAGCUCUGUACGCACCAGCUGGUGAGUGCGCGCCGGGGCGGAGGGGAGGGAGGAGGCGUGCCGAGCGGCGUGGAGGGAAGUUGUGCUAGGGGCGGGGAGAACAAUGCGAAGGGGGAAGCGGAAUGCGCAGUUAAGGGAGGCGAGAGUGCUGGGCAGUAAGCUGCCGUUAAUGAGGGAAGCGGGGGAAGCGUGCAGGCGUAGAGGGAAAGAAGGGAGAAAGCAAAUAGGUUCGGAAAUGUGAAUUAGAGGGGUAUGGGCGGGCGCUAGGACCAGGCGUUGGGGAGGUGUGGCUUUCGGGCUGCUCAAGCGCGCACUUGCCUGGCGGUGACGCGGUAACGGCGGAGGUCUCCGGCAGGGACAAAACACCGCAAGGGGAGGAGACUCCGCUGCUUUUGGCCUCGGCUCACCUCUCCCCGCGCGCUUUCCCGCUCCCUCUUCCUCUUACUGUUUGGGGGCGCCAAAAACCUCCUCCAGCUCUGGUCCAGGGCCACCAGACUUUCCUGGGGCCUCACAGCACCUUCCCCGUUUCACCGCGUACCCUUGCUCACCGGGGUCGGAUGGUGGAGGCCUUGGGGGACGCGGCCGCUGGUUGGCUUCUGCGAGCGCGGGGCGGGGCUCGUGGGCGACGCUUGACCUCGGCGGGCCUCACUAUCUUUCCCGCCAUGUCGUUCGUGGAGAGCGGGAGGCUUCGCCGUCGUGGCACCCCUGUCCCUUUCGGUCGGCCGUCGUUUUCCACUUUCAGUCAGGGAGACAGUUGGGGUGAGGGUGAAGUCGACGAAGAGGAGGGAUGUGACCGAGUGGCCCGUGACUUACGGGCGGAGUUCUCGGCUGGGGCGUCGUCGGAACCUAGAAAGAUCUCGCUACUCCCGCCAGGUGGGGACGGGUCUCCGGUCCUCCCGGAUAAGCGGAAUGGCAUCUUCUCGGCGGACGCGGGCUGCCGAACCCAGGCUCGGCGGUGGCCUGUCCAGGUCCUCUCUAUUUUAUGUUCUCUGCUGUUCGCCGUCCUCCUCGCCAUCCUGCUCGCCAUCACCUACCUGAUCGUAAAAGAGUUACAUGCUGAGAAUUUGAAGAAUGAAGAUGAUGUACACACUGGGCUGUUAGGAUUCUGGACUCUACUCAUAAUAUCCUUAACUGCCGGAUUCUCCUGCUGCAGCUUUUCUUGGACAGUGACUUAUUUUGAUUCUUUUGAACCAGGAAUGUUUCCUCCUACUCCUCUUUCACCUGCUAGGUUCAAAAAAAUGACUGGACAUUCUUUCCACAUGGGCUAUAGCAUGGCAAUUUUGAACGGCAUUGUAGCUGCUCUUACUGUAGCGUGGUGCCUCAUGUAAACCCACACUGAAGCAAUAUUCUUGACAAAACUUAGUCUUGAUUGCUUUGUAGUAACAGGGAAGAUCAUUGCCUACUCAGAAGACCAAGAAACCUGCUGUUCAUUAUAUGGUUCAGAUACCUGUCAUGAUGAUGAUGAUGAUGAUGAUGAUGAUGAUGAUGAUGAUGAUGAUGAUGAUGAUGAUGAUUCAUUAUGGAGGACUUUUUGAGCAUCAUUGUAGAGCCUAGGCAUUGGGAAUAUCUGAAUAUUAAGAUUCAAGUAAUUCUUAAAAGUGUAAGAUGUUUACCUCAUCUUUUUACUUUUGUGUGUGUUGUCCUUUUUGAGUUGUAGAAAACAUUUUAGUAGAACUCAAACUCUAAAACUUGAAUACAGGACAAUGCUUGCCUUCCCAUGUAUAUGUAUAUACUACAUUUUUGCUGAGAAAUACUGAAAGUAUUGUUUAAUUGAGAUAGAAAUAUUUGUUAUUUAUUCAUUGUAUUAGGAAAGCAAACAAUGCCUAUUUGACAUUUUAUAGAAACUCCUUUUAAAUCAGAAUAUUUAGUUUUUGAUAUAGAAUCAAUAGAAGGUGAAUUUAUAUUUUUAAUGGGGCAUAAUUCCUUAUGUGUUUUUUUACAUAUUUUCCUACUAUAUGUUGAAUUUGUAUGUUUUUAAAAUUGUUACAUCUAGACAAAUGUAAAUGUUAUUUUUUAGCUGGUACAAACAGUAUCAUUUUUAGUUAAGUAUUUUGUCUUUUAAGAAAAGCACAUUGGCCCGAGUUUAAAACUAAGUAAACUUAUUUUUAAUAAAAAAUGACUGAAAAAAGUUUAAUUAUUUAAGCUAUGAAAAUAUUGAGAAAUUUGAAGAUGUUCACUUUCCAUUUUCACAAUUCCAAGUAUUUAUCUUGGUGUAUAUAUGGUUAAUUCAACAGACUAAUAUUUUGCUUUUAAUUAAUAUAAACCUUAAAUUUCUAUAUUCAGAAAUGCUUGAACUAGUUUGUUUUUAUCUCCAAAAUUUAGUCACCAAAAUAGAAAAGGUAUUUUGAUACAAUAUGUGUACAUGCAUAAUUUUUUCAUAUACAGUUCUGUAAUUUUCCUGUUUAAAUUUUCUGUAACUGCUGUUUUGUUAUUAUUUUCAUUGUAAUUAAGCCUUAAUUGUUCCCAUUUCCCUUCUAAAUACCUGUUUAGAAUAGUCACUUCAAUUUUAGAAAGAUGGACUAUUUAAAAUACUUUUUCCUGGUGAUAGAAAAACCUACAUUAUGUUAGCAUUGUGUAGCAAAACUGCUUAUUCAGGCCAAAUGAGAAAUGAAUAUGUGCAGUGUGUUCCUGUUAUCUACUAAGUGUUGUUACUGAGUAAAUGAUUUAAUGAUGUUUCUAAA